Molecule: messenger RNA, 4966 nt
Organism: Chinchilla lanigera (long-tailed chinchilla)
Lineage: Eukaryota; Metazoa; Chordata; Mammalia; Rodentia; Chinchillidae
Gene: Angel1
Product: angel homolog 1 (Drosophila)
Exons: 11
Coding region: 541-2571 (676 amino acids)
Molecular function (GO): 3'-5'-RNA exonuclease activity
Source: RefSeq, a predicted model, not a curated record
CUCUGGUGGCCAGUCAUUUUUUCUCACGUGACUGCUGGGGCCAAGCUCACGCUUGGCUGCCAGUGUCUGGGUGCUGUGUGGGCACCUCUCAGUGAGGGUGUAUUUCUCUUUGAGUCAGGGCCAAAAGCCAAGCUCCUUAAUCAGUGACUGUGAAGAGCUGCCACCAUGUUCAUCUCUCAGGGUUGUUGUGGUUCAGGUACCAUGUAUUUCAGGGACGGGUGAAGUGAGUUUUCUUCAACCCAGUUUUCUUGUUUUCUUUUGCCCUUGGGAGGGCCUCAACCUCGGAGUCAAAGAUCAAAAAACAAAGCAGCACAAACAUAUGUUCUAUCACUACAGUUUGCUGCAGCCAAAGCAUUGCUCAAUCCAAACGCCUGGGCUGUCUAAAUCAAAACCACUCAGCCAUCAUUCCCAUACUUGGCUGUUCUCAUAUGUGGUGGAGUUGAAGUUCAGGGGAAGUUUGCUGUCAAGAGAAUCCGGAGGUGUGUUUGUUCCUUCUCAAUAAGCUUUCGGCGCAUCAACGGUCAGACCUUCCGUGUUAAGAUGUACCUAGCAGGUCCACGAUCCGGUGACUCCCCAGAAGGCUUCCCUGAACAACUGAGGCUCCAGCCACAGACUGGAAAUCACACCGGAAAUGCUUUUUUCACAUGUCGAAAAAAUGCCCUUCUGGCGAAGAGCUCGUCCCCCCAGGUAGAGGGCGACUUUGCCAUGGCCCCUCGGGGCCCUGACCAGGAGGAGUGUGAGGGCCUGCUGCAGCAGUGGCGAGAAGAAGGGUUGAGCCAGGUGCUGUCAGCUGUGAGUGAGGAUCCUCUUGCAGAUAAGGCACUAGCCCAGAGCCGUCUGUCGUUCCUGAUGGAUAAUCCUGGAGAACAGGAUGCUACUUCAGAGGACAAGUGGUCCAGCAGGCAGCUGAGUGACCUUCGGACAGCAGAGACCCUGGAGGAGCCUUUGCCUCAGGUGCUAGGAGAGGCGCCACUGUCAGAGGUUGAGGCCCCUUUAUGGGCAACUGUGCCUGUGCAGACAGGUUCCCAGUAUGAAGACUGUGCUGUCUUCCCAGUGGGUGCCCUGGCCACAGAGCAGUGGGAAGAGGACCCUGCAGUGAUGGCCUGGAGCAUAGCAACAGAGCCGAUGCCCCAGCAAGAGACUCCCAUUUGGCCCUUUGAAAGCUUGGGGCAAUUGCAGCCUCCCCCAAUGGAAAUACCAUACCAUGAAAUCUUGUGGAGAGAAUGGGAGGAUUUCUCCACUCAGCCAGAUGCUCAGGGCCUGGAGGCAGGCGAUGGCCCUCAGUUCCAGUUCACUCUGAUGUCGUAUAAUAUCCUGGCCCAGGACCUGAUGCAGCAGAGCUCAGAGCUCUAUCUGCAUUGCCAUCCAGACAUCCUCAAUUGGAACUAUCGCUUUGCAAAUCUCAUGCAGGAAUUCCAGCAUUGGGACCCUGAUAUCCUGUGUCUCCAGGAAGUCCAGGAAGAUCAUUACUGGGAGCAGCUGGAGCCGGCUCUCCGAAUGAUGGGCUUUACGUGUUUUUACAAGAGGAGGACUGGGUGUAAAAUGGAUGGCUGUGCUGUUUGCUACAAGCCCACCAGAUUCCGUCUGCUCUGUGCCAGCCCCGUGGAGUACUUCCGGCCUGGCUUGGAGCUCCUCAAUCGGGACAAUGUGGGCUUAGUGUUGUUGCUGCAGCCACUAGUCCCAGAAGGCCUGGGACAAGUCUCGGUAGCCCCCUUGUGCGUGGCAAAUACCCAUGUCUUGUACAACCCACGACGGGGUGACGUCAAGCUGGCCCAGAUGGCCAUUCUCCUGGCUGAAGUGGACAAAGUGGCCAGGUUGUCAGAUGGCAGCCACUGUCCCAUCAUCUUGUGUGGGGACCUGAAUUCUGUCCCUAAUUCACCUCUCUACAACUUCAUCAGAGACGGAGAGCUCCACUACAAUGGGAUGCCGGCCUGGAAGGUAUCUGGACAGGAAGACUUCUCCCAUCAGCUUUACCAGAGGAAGUUGCAGGCCCCGCUGUGGCCCAGCUCCUUGGGUAUCAAUGAUUGUUGUCAGUAUGUCAACUCCUGCCACCCCAAGAGAUCAGAGAGACGUAAGUAUGGCCGAGACUUCUUGCUACGUUUCCGCUUCUGCAGCAUCGCAUGUCAGCGACCAGUAGGAUUGGUUCUCAUGGAAGGAGUGACAGACACUAAGCCAGAACGACCUGCUGGUUGGGCUGAGUCUGUCGUUGAGGAAGACACAUCUGAGUUUGAGCCUGUCUUCCCCAGGACUAUAGGCACCAUCCAGCACUGCCUCCACCUGACAUCAGUAUAUACCCAUUUCCUGCCCCAGCAUGGCCGCCCAGAGGUCACCACAAUGCCCUUAGGUCUAGGAAUGACAGUGGAUUACAUCUUUUUCUCAGAUGAGUCCUGUGAGAAUGGGAACAGAACUGAUGACAGGCUGGUUCGAGAUGGAACUCUCAAACUGCUGGGCCGUCUCUCUCUCCUCUCUGAAGAGAUUCUCUGGGCUGCCAAUGGCUUGCCUAACCCCUUCUGCUCUUCAGACCAUCUCUGCCUGCUAGCCAGCUUCAGCAUGGAAGUCACCGCCCCGUGACAGCCCAGGGGAGAGAGCUCCUCUUCUGGAAGAAUUCCUUGGAUCAGUGACUGUGGAAAUGCCCUGUGCUGUGGAAACUCAUGUCCCUCUUCUCAUUCCCUCCAGCCUGUCCACGUUCUCACUUCUGGUCCCUGCCCUGCCCCAGCCACUCCCUGAUCCUGUGCCAUGUACUCAGUGGCCCUGGGAGAGGCAAAAGCAAGGGUUCCCUCUUCCCUUCAUGUACUCAGUGCUCUUCUUUAACUUUUAAUUACCAGGGUUUGGGAGCUUUUGAUCUUAUUGGUUAUUUGCUUUCAGGCUGUUUCUUUGGGGGUACCUUCUGACCCAACUUUUCCCGUCUUCAUGACCUCUGGGCCCAGCCCUUUUGCUAGGCAUGCACAUGAGAUGUGCAUCCUCUUGGGCUGGGGCUGCCUGCCACUUUCCACACAGGCUGUGGGCCAGGGGAGGUUAAGAGCAUGGCUCUAUGGCCAUAUGUUGCCAGCCGGCAGCAGGGCAGGGGCCCUUCUUUUCCUUUACCUUUGUGUUCCACCAGUCAUUCAUCCUGCCAACCAGGGCAUACUUGUUAUCUGGGUUCUGGGAACUAAUGGGUCUCACAGCCUGGAGACUGGAUGUGGGGUGCACUACCUGCUCCGUGGGCUCUUGCCUCUAUCCUAGAGCUCCCCACAGUCCUGGCUUAUCCUUUUCCCCAGGUGUCCCUGAGGGAGGCAAAAGUUUGGAGCCUGUGUCAGAUCCAGUGGGCUAGGACUAUGGUGAAUGAAAGAAUCUUUAGGAAGCUUGUCUCACUGGACGCUGUGGCACUGAGUAAGGUUGAGUCCUGGUAGGGGAGAGCGGAUAGGCUCUGCAGCUGCCUCAGGUAGGACUCAGAAACUAAGAGGCUUGCUGUCUCUCCUGUGCACCCUAAGAAGCAGUUUUCUGUUCUUUCCUCUACCACUUCUUACUUUUUGCCACCUCCCUCCCUCCUCCCCAACCUCUUCCAUGUUCUGUAGAAAAUCUCGCUAUGUAGCUUAAGCCACACUGUCCCAUCAAAAUGGCGGUUUUGGGUAAAACUAGUACAAGAACUGUAGGUGGCAGUGCUUGAGGACUUACUCUAACCAGCAAGGUCUUGGUGGUUGUUGCCUCUGUUUCCCUCCCCUAGCACAGUACCCUGGCCCACUCAGACUCCCUAGCCCAUACCAUGUUGCCUGCAUGCCUUACUCUUUCAUUGCUGGGAGGUGGCCUGGGCUGUUCGUGGUCAGCACUUCCGUCGUCUCCCUUAACUCAGAGUAGCUGCUGGCCCUUGUCAGUUUGCCUUGCUGUUCCCCCAUUCAGCCCUCAGAGGAGACUGAACGGAAUGGCCAGGAGGCGGAAGUUAAGGACAGUGGGCUAGAGUUUAAUAGUCUUUCCUUUUUUUUCAAAGCCAAAGACCCAACUUGAAUUGUGCAUUCCUGGUUGUCAGCUUUCCAUGCCUAGGUUUUGGGGGAUUUCUUUUUUCUAUGUGUGUAUAUUUUGUAGCUUUGUUUCCUGGGUCCUGGCAUGUGCCUGUCUGAGCCCCAGGCCUGUCAGACCAUACCCCACUGUUCACUUUGCCUCUCCCUCUCUGUCCUUGGGCACCUCCUGAGAUGGCCUCAAGACAGUGUUCUGUUGGUCCCUAAGGCGAGGGCACACCACUGGUCUCUUCUGUCACAAAUGCAGGGUGAAAAACAGCCAAAGAUGGCAGGGGCCAGACCUUGAUUUUUCCUUGUUUUAUUUGUUUCUGUUUUAGAAAUGAAAUAGGAGUUUUAAAUGGUCAUUUAAGCUGCACUCUGCAGUCUGUAGAACUGGGGCAACUUUUUCCAAAUAAAGGUUUACCUUUUCUCCUCAUUGUUGGUCUUUUCAUUAGGAUCUUGAAGAGGCUGGGAUUUUGAGAAGGGCCUUCAAGAUGAGAUGGGAAGAGAGGCAGAACUGAGGAGCUCUGGACUUUGGGGUGGGUCUCAAGAUCUAAAUCUACUAUAAUCUGCUGCUGUUAACCUCCCACACUCUAGGCCUGGGAGGAACAGGACUCGAGUGAAUCCUCUUGCCAUGACUUUUCUGGGGUACCACUUCUUUCUCUGACCCCACCACGUGAGAGGAGAAUGGCUGUAACCUGCUUGCAUUUGUUCUUUUUUCCAUAUGCUGCCCCCAGGCCUCCCUGUGACCCUUACCACAUCUUACGAGAGUCUAUUUGGAAAGUGGGAUAAGAUGUGUGUUUUCCUGGUCAAAGCUAUGGCAGCUGCAUGAGGCAAGAUGCAUGUGGCAGAUGCCUCUUGCUGAGUGUGUAUUUCUGAUGAUCUCUAUGGGCCAUCUGUCCCUGGAAGCAUUUCUCCUCUUUGCCAGGCCCACUGCUGCUGGUACUUUUGUCUUUCUCCAGCCUCCCUGUGCAAUAAACUCAAGCAAGGUGAAA